AUGGGUUACCAUGCCAUCUUCAACCCCGCUUCCGACCCAAAGAUAGCAGCUCGCUUGGAGCGUGCCCCGGGCACAUCGCCGGAGGAAAUGAAAGCCAGUCUGCGCGAGUAUCAUCAUCACUUUGUUGCUCUGAAGAACAUCUAUGGCUCUGGACGCAAAACCAUGGCCCAGAUGCUGGCCAAGAAGUAUGAUCUCGUGCCGGUUCAUUGCGGCACCCUUAUUCGCACUGAAGUCCUCAAAGGCACCAAGCUGGGUACGGCUAUGUCGACGUACACUGAGGCCAGGCUACCAGUUGGUCAGUCAUACAAGUCCUCCUUCACCGCUAGAAUUCGCUUCUCCCGGCAGUUGGCAAGCUACUGUCACUUCAAAAUGUUCCCCUGCAUCAUAAACCUGAGCGCCGCCAGCCAUGACGUGCACUCUCCAACCUACGACAGGUUUGAAUCACCUGACUCUGUCCUCUUAAAAGGCAGAAAGGAAAAAGAAAGAAAAGACUUGCUGAACACAAAUCUCCGGAGUUUAGCCGCUUACCAAUCCAACUCCAAUUCUGUCAUUAGGAUUUAA
Messenger RNA from Dibothriocephalus latus, 561 nucleotides. Lineage: Eukaryota; Metazoa; Platyhelminthes; Cestoda; Diphyllobothriidea; Diphyllobothriidae. The record is from the annotation of a GenBank genome assembly.